Messenger RNA from Ochlerotatus camptorhynchus, 795 nucleotides. RefSeq names its product small ribosomal subunit protein uS8A. Gene Ontology annotation, cellular component: ribosome; cytosolic small ribosomal subunit. Gene Ontology annotation, molecular function: structural constituent of ribosome. The transcript is spliced from 3 exons. The record is from RefSeq and is a predicted model, not a curated record. Lineage: Eukaryota; Metazoa; Arthropoda; Insecta; Diptera; Culicidae. Bases 119 to 511 code for a protein of 130 amino acids. Gene Ontology annotation, biological process: translation.
CAGCUGUCAACUCGCCAACAUUGCUGCCAACGUACGAGCUGUCGCAACUGUUUCCUGUUCUUUUCAACCAAGUUCUCUCCGACGUAUGUUGUGUCGAUAAAUAAACUAUCGAGGAAGAAUGGUCCGCAUUAGUGUGCUAGCCGAUGCGCUGAAGUGCAUCAACAAUGCCGAGAAGCGUGGUAAACGCCAGGUCCUGAUCCGACCGAACAGCAAAGUCGUCAUCAAGUUCCUGACCGUGAUGAUGAAGCAUGGCUACAUCGGAGAGUUCGAGAUCGUCGACGAUCACCGGUCCGGCAAGGUGGUGGUGAAUCUGACCGGCCGUCUGAAUAAGGCCGGUAUCAUCUCGCCCCGGUUCGACGUCAAGAUGAACGAUAUCGAACGGUGGACCAAUACGCUGCUGCCAUCGCGUCAAUUCGGAUACGUCGUGCUGACGACGAGCGGUGGCAUCAUGGACCACGAGGAAGCCAGACGGAAGCAUCUGGGAGGCAAGAUUCUAGGUUACUUCUUCUAAGUUUGUUGGGCGACAAAACGUUACACAAUACAACAAGAGUAACUUGUUCAACAUAAAAAAAAAUAACAUCCGUCAGUCCAAAUUCCAAACACUCGGGAGAUUUUUCUUUUCUUUUUUUCUCUCGUGCAACACAAGAUAAAAAGAACUCCGCUAAACACCCGUUGAUUGCGUUGUUUAUCGGAAGAAAAGGAAAUGAAGCGGUUAGGUGUGUUUAUAAAAAAGGCAGAAAUAUAAUGUGAAGUUUCACCUCAAGGGAAAGUGAAAAAAUUAAAAGAAAAAUCGAA